AUGGCCAGGACAGUGUCAGAUCCAACAGGAGGAGGCGGACGUCCAUCAAAUGCUUCGAUCUCAGCUGGCGGAGGCGGUAGACAGAGUAUAGGUGAACCGAGGAGGAUGAAAAAUACUGCUAGGAAAAGUACAGGUGGGAAGGCUCCUAGGAGGUCGGGACCAUUUAACCCCGCUCCAGGUCGUGAUGCCCCAGGAUACCCUCGAUCGUCACUAGCGGAGUCAGAAGGAGGUACGCAAAGGGCCAAGAGACGUUAUAGACCCGGUACGAGAGCUCUAAAAGAGAUUAGACAGUAUCAGAAGUCGACGGAUUUGUUAAUUGCGAAAUUACCUUUUUCAAGAGUUGUCCGCGAAGUAGCGUUAGAUUUAUCGUCAAACGAAGCUGGUGAUUUACGUUGGCAGAGUUCAGCAAUUAUGGCUUUACAGGAAGCUGCAGAGGCUUUCUUGGUGCAUUUGUUUGAGGAUGCAAAUCUAUGUGCGAUACACGCCAAACGAGUGACGAUCAUGCAGAAGGAUAUACAGCUGGCAAGGCGUAUACGUGGUCAAUGGCAUGGAUUGGGUUAG
Molecule: messenger RNA, 561 nt
Organism: Kwoniella botswanensis
Lineage: Eukaryota; Fungi; Basidiomycota; Tremellomycetes; Tremellales; Cryptococcaceae
Exons: 4
Coding region: 1-561 (186 amino acids)
Cellular component (GO): nucleosome
Molecular function (GO): DNA binding; protein heterodimerization activity; structural constituent of chromatin
Source: RefSeq, a predicted model, not a curated record